UGGGAGGAUAGAAUAGAAUAUAAUAGGCCGCCUUUGUGCUGGGUAGUUGGUUAGUCUGCAUGUAACCAAGAUUGUACUCCUCCGCAGAUCGAUCCGAGACCCUUUUUGGGCCGAAAAUCCGAACCCAACAACACUUACGCAUCUCGGCGCUCAACGCCCCCCUUCCCACUCCACCUGGCGCGGGACGUUAAGAUUAAUACCUUUAACCUAGCUAUAUUUAAACGACACUGGUGUUCAUUGAGAUACACCAGUCGCCAAAACCUACUGAUACCACUCCAACAUGAGUUGCUGGACUCUCCCCAACUUCGCGAAACAUAUGAAGCCCGAUCCCACUGGCAGGGGAUGCACCCACCUCGGCAAGGACGGUGUCCUGCGGACCCUCUCGCGGGUCUACGAGGUCAUCGACGCGCGCGGCCUCAACCACGAGGAGAUCAAACAAAUUUUGGAUAAUAUGCCCCCGCAGAUGGCUCGAAUGGUUCAAAAGGAGGACUUUCGUGACGUUGACGGUACAAAGGUUACAAGCGAAGAGGCACUUUUCCACCCGGCGCCGGGUAUCCUGCCGACGAAACCGACCGAGGAGGAAGCUGCAGAAAGACGGAAACUGGUGAAGCAGAGUCAUGAGGCCUACUUGCAGGCAAAGAGGGAGCAGUGUGCGGAGUUGGAGUAGCGGUUCGCCGGAGGAUUUGCUAUAGCAGGGAUCGUUGGGAGACGAGGAGCUCAAGUCGAACGCACAAUGUUAUAUUGUACCCUAGGUAAUCUAUUCCGGAGGCAAGGCUGGAAGAUUUUCGUUCGUUUUUCAUCAUGCUUCAAGAGAGACG
Molecule: messenger RNA, 818 nt
Organism: Aspergillus novofumigatus IBT 16806
Lineage: Eukaryota; Fungi; Ascomycota; Eurotiomycetes; Eurotiales; Aspergillaceae
Exons: 2
Coding region: 281-667 (128 amino acids)
Source: RefSeq, a predicted model, not a curated record